UUUAAUUGAAAAAAAUAUUUUAUAAAUUUUUAAAAAAGGCAAACAAUAGUUUUGUGUGUGUAUUGCAUUUGCAUUACAUUCGACAUUGCCAAUUAUUACUGCGUUGAUUUGGAUGUAUGUAUCAGUUAUCAGUAUGUACAUAUACACACGACACACAUGCAAUAGUAUGUUAUGUCGCCAUAGUAGCGCAUCUGUCAUUUCAAUAAUUACAUAUUACAAGCAAGCCAGAGAGAAAUUUAAUCCUCUUAGCGAAAAGCGGAUGUUAAAUUUGUCGUACUCGUUCUACCUUCGAUGGUAACGGUCGUAUAUCGAAAUAAACUGAUUGGCUUCGUUCGACAUUAAAUUUUAUCGAAAUAUGCGAGGUUAGAAUAGCAGUGUACAGAAAUAAAGACAGCUUUUUAUAUUUCUCUGUGAGUGCUGAUUUUGCGAUGCAAAGAAUUAAGCUUCAACUUCCGUUUUGCUAACGUGAUGGAGCUGAAAGUGUGGGUGGAGGGAAUACAACGUAUUGUAUGCGGUGUUACUGAGAGUACUACUUGUCAAGAUGUGGUGUAUGCGCUUGCUCAUGCUACAGCUCAAACAGGUAGAUUCACUUUGGUAGAGCGUUGGCGAACUAAUGAACGUUUGUUGGCUCCUUAUGAAAAUCCUCUUAAGAUUUUGAUGAAAUGGGGUGAAUAUUCCUCGGAAGUUCAACUAAUUUUGAGACGUUCCACAUCAGAAAAUAACAAAACGAGUGCAUUACCAUCUCGAUUAACAUAUGCAUCACGUGCAAACGGAUUACCAAUUUCGUUACCUGAACAUGGAACAGGCACUACUACUGUGCAAGAUGAUACCAAAAAUAUAUUAACCACACAAAGUUCAGAUUUUGAUGAUAUGCAAGGAGGAUUGGAAAGGAACCGAGAUACUAGAAAAUCACUUACAUUUAGUGGGUUUCAUGGAGAUAUUACAGAAGGCAAUACAGAGAUUCAAAUGGAAAAUAAUGUGGCUGUAGUUCAACCUACACCACAUUUAAAAAGCAAGGAUUUGAAUGUUCGAAAAAAUAUACAAAAACCUCAAUCACCUACACGAGGAACUAAUACUGAAAUCACAACACAAAAAAAGAUACGCGAGGUUCCCCCUUACAGAGAGCCUCCAGGUCCAGCUUCGCCGCCAUUACGAACUUUACCACCUUAUCGCGAUCCACCACCACCGAAUUUAAACAGUCCUGGAAGAUCGCAAUUUGUGCAUAGUGGAAGUUCUCAUGUGCACAAAGACGAUCAGCCAUCCUCUAGUAAUUCCAUAAAAUUAAAAAGAAAUCUUAUUCAGGAAUUCCAAGAUACAAAAGUACCCACACAAUCUGUUAAUCCACUCCCUGCGACAGCACAAAAUAUAGCAACUGUUGCUUAUACUCAACGAUAUGUUGAACUCUUAAGACUAGUCAAUAAGCAGCGAGACACUAUUAACGCUCAACAAGCUGAUCUCACAAAAUUUGAUGCAGAGAUAUUAUAUUGGGAAACAAAGAACAGGGAACAAAUGCAUCAAAUGGAUUAUAUUUCCCAAGAAAUGACUCGCAUUGAAUCCACUGGUCGUAUUAUCGAAGAACAGCUUAAAGAACUAACUCAUGUAGAAGAAGAAAGCGAAAUAGUUAGACAGCAAGAAAAAACAUUGAAAUCGGAAAUAACAUUGCUUAGAUCAAAACUCGCCAAUUGCGAAACAGAAUUGCUUCAAUGUAAAAAUAAAAUUAGGCUAGUUAUGGAAGAACUUGCAAUGGAGCAACAUAAUAUAAAUCGUGAAACAGAUGAGCGGCAAAUUAUGGAACGGAAAAUAAUUAGCGAAGUGGAACAUUUACAAAAUGAAGUAGAACAGGCUAAACGUGCAACUGAGUUAGCCUCACAACAUGCAGAUUCUUUAAAAAUAGAAGUAGUUAACUUGGAGGCAGCCAUUGUUGAAAAAAAAUUGCAAGUAGAGAGAUUGGUAGCUGACAUGAAAGAGGCGAAUUUGCAAAGUUUAGCUGUUGCAUGUUCAGAUGAACAAGUCAAACCGUUAUUGGAAGGUUCCCAUAAGCCUGGAAGUACCCGUAAAAUGAUAGGAUCACCAAGACAAUUGGAAACCGCAGUGCCCACAAGCAAAAACCCACACGGUGUGUGGGUGUAAAUAAAGAAAAUAGUAUACCUGACAAUGUGUUGUCUUAUGUGAGACGUAUAUCAAAGAAUAUAUAUAUCAAAAUAUUUCUAUAUUAAUAUUGUUUCAGUAAGUACUUAAAGUAAUGUCUUUAUAUUUUCAUGCAUUUAUUGCAAUAAGAUUAAUUAAUAUUAUGAUUAUAUAUGUAUUAUUAUGUGUCAUUAAUAAGUUCUUAUUUUGUACUUGUACCAUAAUAUAUGUGUAUUGUCUCAAUUAUUCACAAGAUAUUUGUGAGAUUGUUAAUCAAAUAGUUACAUAAACCACUCAUAUAUUUUUGAGAACACAGUAUAUUCUACAUGCCAUCAUAUAUAUUUGCUUGAUAAAUUAUUAGAGAAAAGAAAUUUUUAUUUCGAAUAUUAUAUGCAUUUAACAAAUUUUGUCUUUUAAUGAUAAAGAAAAUGUUCUAAAUGUUUAGACAAUAAUUCCAAUUUAUGUAUGUAGGAAACUAAUAUUUCAAAUAUUGAAAUUACGAGAUAUAUUAAAAUUACGAAAUAUAUUAUAUUACAAUUAUAUUUGUUAAACAAAUAACUAUUUUAAAAUCUCUAUAAUAUUAAAUAUUUUGCCAUAAUAGAUUUAAUUAUGGUUUUGUACUAUAAGAUUAAUUAUAUUAAACAGCAAUAUAUUUAAUAAUGACGCGUCGAUCUAUGUUCAAUAGUUAAUUAUUCCAUGAGAUAUUUUUAAUAAUUUUUAUAUAUUGUCGAUGUUAUAGUAAAACAGCAAAAUUUCAAAAUCAGGGUAUCUCCAAAUUUAAUUUUUGAAAAUUUUUGAACUUUACUUGAUUAUGUCAUAGCUGAGAAAAAGAUUGUUUUAAAUUUAAAAAAAAGAAUAUUGUUUAUCUCAGAUCUUUAAAACUUAAGAUAAAAACAUGAAACAAAAUACGAAUAUAUAUGUAUAUAUAAUUACAAAAAUAAAUUUGGAUGAAAAACUCGGUAAUUUUGCAGUUUUAUGGUUUUACUGUAGCGUCAAUGACAUAUGUCACAAGUAUAUAAUAUUUUAUACAUAAAUCUCAAGUAUGUGUAUGUUUACGAUAUUUUUAUUAAGGACACAUUUAUUGUAUAGUUUUAUCAUAAAAGAUAAAAUGUACAAUUUGUAUUUUAAAUAUAUCAAUAUAUUAUAAAUAAUUAUAAUAUCUUAAACAUGAAUGAUUACAUGAACGAUUUAUGUAAUAUUUAUAUUAGUUAAGUAUAUUAGACAAAUGUCUAAAAAAAGGAUGACAUUGAAAAAAAAAAAUAAAUGACAUGUUAUACAAUAUUAAAUUAAGAAAAAUAUAGCUUUGGACUUUUAAAUCGACAGUAAUGCAGUGCUUUCCAAUAUUCCUGGAAUCAUUGGAUCUAUUAAUUAGGUAAUUAUAAUAAUUGGACAUGUAGGUAACGUUCCCGCCAAUUCCAUUUUUCCCAUGUUAUUUAAAGUUUAUUUGGUUAUGUCAAAAUCUAGCAUAUUAUAGAAUAGUAGAGACAAAGUUAAAUAAUAUAUUACAAAUAUUAGCUCUGUAUUUAAGUAGAGGAGAGCGACAGGCCCGGUACCGGUACAAUAUAGUUUUGGAGUAAGAUUUCGAUACUACAUAAAAGGUAUUCAAAUUACGAAAAAAUGAGUUUAUGGGUUGACAAGUAUCGUCCAACGACACUUGCAAAGCUAGAUUAUCAUCUCGAACAAGCGGAGGACUUAAAAAAUAUGGUA
Messenger RNA from Formica exsecta, 3834 nucleotides. RefSeq names its product ras association domain-containing protein 8 (gene RASSF8). The record is from RefSeq and is a predicted model, not a curated record. Gene Ontology annotation, biological process: signal transduction. Lineage: Eukaryota; Metazoa; Arthropoda; Insecta; Hymenoptera; Formicidae. The transcript has 11 exons. The coding region runs from base 469 to 2130 and encodes 553 amino acids.